Nicrophorus vespilloides is the source of this 1173-nucleotide messenger RNA. RefSeq names its product ER lumen protein-retaining receptor-like. Gene Ontology annotation, cellular component: cis-Golgi network; membrane; endoplasmic reticulum. Lineage: Eukaryota; Metazoa; Arthropoda; Insecta; Coleoptera; Silphidae. The coding region runs from base 85 to 1101 and encodes 338 amino acids. The record is from RefSeq and is a predicted model, not a curated record. Gene Ontology annotation, biological process: protein retention in ER lumen; endoplasmic reticulum to Golgi vesicle-mediated transport. Gene Ontology annotation, molecular function: ER lumen protein retrieval receptor activity. The transcript is spliced from 5 exons.
AUAUAGGUAGUUGGCUUAAAACUGUUUUGCGCUGCACUGUGUUUGCACCAUAAUUUUAUUGUAUCGCUAAGUAUCAAGUUCAAAAUGAAUGUCUUCCGCCUAAUAGCCGAUAUAUGUCAUCUGCUAGCUAUCGUAACGCUUCUGGGUAAAAUAUGGAAAACUAAAUCAUGUGCAGGUAUUUCUGGAAAGACGCAGAUCUUGUUUGUGAUGGUAUUCGUAACAAGAUACGUGGAUUUGAUGACAACCUAUGUAUCGCUCUACAACACAACGGCAAAAUUGAUUUUCAUUGGCCUCUCCGUCGCCACGACAUUCUCCAUUUACAUGUCGUUCAGAGAAACCUACGACGAUGAGCAUGACACCUUUCGUGUGGAAUUCCUCCUGGCACCAGCGACUAUUUUGGCUUUACUCAUUAAUCACGAGUUCACUUUUAUAGAAAUUAUGUGGGCGUUCAGCAUUUACCUGGAAUCCGUGGCGAUUUUGCCCCAACUCUUUAUGAUUUAUAAGAUAGGGGAAGCCGACAUGUUUACUUUGCACUACCUUUUAGUACUCGGCUCAUAUCGUGCAUUUUACAUCUUGAACUGGAUCUACCGCUACCAAACGACUGGCUAUUACGAUCUUAUAAGCAUUGUGGGCGGUCUAGUGCAAACGGCGUUCUUCUGCAAUUUCUUUUUCUUUUCAGCUAAACCUUCGCUGCGCGUUGAAAGAAUAAAGAACCUCGGGGGUUGCGAGUAUCUGCUGAUUACUCCUGGACGGAGAUUGGGUUUUCCAACGCCCGAAUGCGUUAGAUCUGCGAUUUCGAAUAUUGGCAUCAAGGAAGGCUCUUUUCCGGUUGUACUCGAUGCUAAAAAUAUUCAAGCAACUGAUCUAGACGCCAAUAAGCGAGCCAAACUUCUUGUCGAUGAUUUCGUACAAAGAAAGCAAUUUUUACUCUUCUGCAAUAUAAAUCUCAACGAUGUGUUGGAAGAACUGCAACCCAGCGAAUUCGUUCAUAAUUGUGCGCAGGAAGAUCUUGAUCUUAUUUUGAAAAAGUACAUUGGUAGCACAAUACUGGAAAUAACUAAAGAAACGGAUAAUAUGUUGGAUUAUAGUUUACAUCUAUAAUGACUUUUUUUACUUAAAGAAUUUUUCUUAUAUUUUUGUGCAUAAACCAAUAAAAUUAUACUGUAAUUUUUA